AAACAUCCGUUCAAUGCAUUCACGGAAAACAAAAACGACGACCGAGGCAAAUUUUUGGGUCAACUGACCAAAACCAUAUCCCAGGAAGACACAGCAAAGAUAAGAACCUAUGGCGAAGAGGAACAAUAUGCAUAACACUAGCCAUGCCAAUAUCAAUACAGUGCGAUUUUCACUAGCCCAUGUUCCAGAGCAUCACCAAGAUCUUUGCAUGGGGACGAAGAGGAGUGCAUGGAAUUCGGACGAGGAUUAUCAUUCGUCCAAAAAUCGCGAUCGGGUUGCUCUCCCACCCAGAAGGCCAUCAAGGAUUCGAAAGAACCCGAACGGUCUUAACGAAGAAGUAUUUGUCAGUAGUGGUAUAGACGGGCAACGCAUGCUUCCUUACCGCGAGGCCAGGCAGCUUAGCAAACCCUCCACCGAGCGUAAAUCAAUAUUGAAAAAAAGCAAAUUCAGCCAUCGUGAUUCUACUAUCUCAAAGAUUCCAUCGACCUCAAAAUGCCCCGAAUCUCCAAAUUGUUCGAUCGCUUCUGACGACAGCAGCUCCGCCUUUGAUCGCGGGGCGACAUCUCUCUGUUCCUCACUCCUUAGAAAUCACCGGGAUUCCGUCCUCGAUCUGCAUCGAUUGGCUAGGCAUCGCAGUGGGGUGAACUGUCCGCGCAAACCAUCGAUUGCCGACGAAUCAAUAACGGAUUCCUCCAUUCUGRACGACGAAAGCGAUGACGAUCGAUCAAUGUCGACCCUCGGUCAAUCAAAUCAUACUUUCGGCAGCAAUCCACCCCUCACGGACUURCUGCUCGAAAUGUAAGACGACAGCAGCUCCAUGCAACUUCGGAGUGUUAUCAGCUUGGUGGUAAAAGUUCCAGACAUCCCAGGUGAAAAUCACAAAGCGAGAUGCUACAUCUAUAAUCCACAUGUUUAUUCUAUAUAUAUAUGUUUGUCGACAAUGGUGCUCGAUAUCUUUGAGAAGCUAUCGGAAUAAAAGUCUUUGCAUCAA
Molecule: messenger RNA, 991 nt
Organism: Pseudo-nitzschia multistriata
Lineage: Eukaryota; Bacillariophyta; Bacillariophyceae; Bacillariales; Bacillariaceae
Source: the annotation of a GenBank genome assembly